Molecule: messenger RNA, 3660 nt
Organism: Brienomyrus brachyistius
Lineage: Eukaryota; Metazoa; Chordata; Actinopteri; Osteoglossiformes; Mormyridae
Gene: gdnfb
Product: glial cell derived neurotrophic factor b
Exons: 3
Coding region: 1105-1845 (246 amino acids)
Biological process (GO): negative regulation of neuron apoptotic process; positive regulation of branching involved in ureteric bud morphogenesis; peripheral nervous system development
Molecular function (GO): receptor tyrosine kinase binding; growth factor activity; glial cell-derived neurotrophic factor receptor binding
Source: RefSeq, a predicted model, not a curated record
CUUUUCCGUCUUUAAUUCUUUAAAGUACAUUAUUUGAAAUUCCUGGUGUUUACGGUUUCCCUGAGAUUAUUUGCAAGGGAUACCCCCAAUCACUCAAAACCAGGAGUAUGGACGGACUGAGGUUCAUUUAUUAAUCCAAUCCCAAUAGUAAAAAUAUCCGUAAAUUUGUCUCAUACUUGCUGCCACAAAGAAUAAAGCUCGCCAAAGAGUGUUUCCAAAAAGCUUCCAGCGUUAUUGGAGCGAUGGCCAGAUCCUGUCUCCUCCGGCCGAGGAGGCGGGGUGAUCCUCUCCCCCGGUGAAGUAGGCUGGUGUUUUUGUUUUCAGCCGGUCGUGAUAGAGAUUGAAGGAAAUAAAUAUAUAUAUAAACUAGUAGUGGAGGACGGGCUUGGACAGACGUCAGCGCCCCCGAAUGUAUAAAUCUACCUUAUCCAACAGCAUCUUCUGGCAAGGAGGCGAUCCUGGGAGUGCGCACAUCUGUCCAAGAGUAAGGCUCCCAGAUCUGCAUCUGCCCUGCGGGCUCGUCCGACCUGCCAGACCAGGUAACACAAGAAGAGGUGGACAGGAGGCUGCGGAAAAGCUGGAUUCUCCCGAGGAGACAAAAAGCCACGCUAAUAACUUUUUGAACUGCUCAGGAUCUUGAGGCGUUACGAUUGUCCUGGCGAUCCCACUUCUCCAGUUUCGGAGAUCCUGGUUUCCUCGACUUGAUCCUCCGAACCGCACUCACCAAAAGACAGAACCAACAUUUUAAUCGGAGUUUCGGGGUUCCGCUCAUUGAAUAAGUUCGUCUGAUCGUGCUGCGCGCACUUGGAGCCCAGUCACUCCCGGGGGAACCAGCCAGUCGCUCCCAUGUACCUGGAGACCUACUGGAGGGAUCGCUUCUUUUUGCCGAGGCUGAAAACUGUUGGAUCCCAAGAGUGGCGUGAUAUUUCCACGGGACGUACUUACUUCUCCACGCAGCCAGCAUGGCCAAAUUAGCCUGCAGUUACUUAGACGAUUACCGCACUUGAUACUCAGACUUUACAGCUGUUCCCAACGCAAAGGCUUGGACCUUUCAAACGCGCAGCUUUUUGUUUUGCUUUUUUUGGCUACCGACUGCAAGUCUGUAUGGACCCAAGUGAAGGUUCUCUCAUAGGAAUUGAGUUUAAAAUGAAGUUAUGGGACCUGCUGGCUAUGUGCUUCUUGCUGCUCAGCACCGUUUCCACAAGCCCCCUCUUCCAAAGUUUGCGGUCAGACAAGCGGCUACGACCCCUGGCCCAAGCACUCAGCGUCCCGCCAGUGCUGCUGGAUGACGACGAGUCCGAAUCCACAUCGGAGACCCAAAACGAAGCCUCAGUGAGACUGCAGGAACGAUCCCUUCAGAAUCAGCAUGGGGGGUCCAGUCCUGACCCGGAGCAGCUUGGGUAUGUUCUGGACUUCAUUAAAGCCACCAUGAAGAGGCUGCGCCGGUCCACAGAUAGGGGGCGCAGGAGCGCCCGGGGGCAGAAGCGAGGCCGGCAGAAGGAGGGCAGAAAACACCGGCGCUGGGGCGGGAAUGGCGUCCGUGGGACCAAAAACGGGGGCUGCGUUCUGAAGCAGAUCCACCUAAAUGUGACGGACCUGGGACUGGGCUACCAGACCAAAGAGGAACUCAUAUUCAAGUACUGCAGCGGCCCCUGUGUCACGUCCGAGACCAACUACGACCGGAUCCUGAACAACCUCACCCAAAACAAGAGGCUGGAGCCGCACUCGCCGCCCAGGGCCUGCUGCCGGCCGGUGGCCUUCGACGACGACCUCUCCUUCCUGGACGACAACCUGGUGUACCAUACGCUCAGGAGACAUUCGGCCAAGAGGUGCGCCUGCGUCUGAAUCCGAGGACCACGUCGCUCUGACGCCGCGGCCUUCCGGUGACGGUUUCCCCGGGAACGACGCCCACAGACUGACCUCUGGCUGGGUCAGAGGCGCGGAGAGACCCCAGCCCACAGCAGCGUGUGCAUCCGAGGAGACACUGUGGCUAUGUGUCUGGGGAGAAGAGCAGAUCCUCUCUCCCCAAACCAGAUGUAGCUCGCGGGACAGCAUCUGGCCCAGUGGUGCUUCUGCAGACCUCCGCAGUUUACAGUCUGACGUUUCUGACACAAAGCUGGAGUCUCUCCAGAGACUUCAAACGGGGAGAAAAAGUGAAUUGCCGGUGCAAUGCAUCUACUCAGACUCAUAAGCAAAAAUGUGAAAAGUAUUUAUUGAGAUUGAAUUAACUUAUUGUUAUUUAUUACUGUUAAUUUUAUGGGAAAAGAAUAUAUAUUUUUCUUAUUUAUUUGAUUUUUGCUUUCCUCUGGUGCCAAAAAGAAGCUUUAACGUGUUGUAAUGACAGCAAGGCGAGAGAGAGAGACUGGAGCAACAACCACAGCGAAACAACUAAACACUACCAACCUUAAUCUGUUCGAAUUCUCAUUGUCUUCAAACCACUCAGGGCAUUAUAGUGUUAAGACUGACCGCUGGUCCCUGCUUCAAAGACUGACCCCUUUAACCCACCGACUGACUGCACGUACUGACUUCCGCCUACUUACGUCUGAAGCAUCUUCAGCUUCAGAGUACUGAUCAGCCUAUCGGCAAUGCUCCCUGCUAAGACGUGACCCUACAGCCUUCAGGUAGGACAAACGAAGACCAGCUUACAUUUAGCGUGCCCGCUUUACCCACUUGCUGGAAUUAUAUCCUACACAGGUGACUUUAGCCAAAUAUUUCCUUAACCAUAAAAUGUGGGAGGGGCCACGUAUACAAAAUCUGAAAAUAUGGGAUUAUCCCAGUUAUAUCUCAUUAUGUCUUUGCUUAACUAACCCUCUUGUCUAAAGUGAUGUGAAAUGUUCUCAUCUGGACUUGCGCUAAAGCCCACCAGAUUCAGCAAUUUGCUCAGAGGUCAAACAGCUUUUCCCUUGCUGGGAUAUGAACAGGAAAAUCCAUUCUUCAGGUCCGACUCUUCAUCCCUGAGCUGCCUGCCCAAUAUCCAUCUAACAGGAAGCAUUUUGAGACUGGAGAUUGGACCCCAGUACCCCAGUACUCUGCGGGGUGAACUUGAUGUUUCCAAGGAUUAAAUGUUUGUUUGUUUUUUUCCAUUUACUGGCUCUGUUACUCAUUUAUCUGUUUUUUGUAGUGACCAUUGUUUUAUUCAGAUUGUUUUAUUUCAGUUUUCUGAGUUUUCAUGGAUAUGCAAAUAGGAGAAAGCUGUAGGCAGAUAUUUAGUUUUUUUCCCAAGCGUUUCCAGACAGUAAGGGCCUGUUUGCUGGUUGCUGGGGGACAGUGCAGAAAACAGACUCAGAAACAGCAUUGUCUGAGACAUAGGUCAAAGUCAUUAAAGAAGGCAGGUAGGUGUUUUACAGCAAAUUAAAUACGUUUUAGAUAAAAGAGAAAAUAUAUGGUUUACACUGAUCACAUUAAGCAAGAGCAAUUUACGGGUAAUAUCAUUAAUCAAUCAAAGAAACACUCACUUAGUAGUUGACGGAUUACACACCUGAGUGUUCAUAGAAGCAAGACUGAAAAAAGACUCAAACCUACAACCUUCCCUGUCACCCUGAGGCCCUUGUGUGUACAAUGGACUGCUUGCUGUGGAGGUAAAGACAUGGACUCGGCAUUGACCUUGGCGCCGGCCCAGUCGUGCAGUGCUGUUGAAAAUAAACGUGUACUACUCGCAAA